CAGUAGCGAGAGCCGAGCCGGCAUGGCGGCCGCGCUGCCGCCGCUGCUACUGCUGCUGCUGCUGCUGCUGCACCCGGCCGAGGCCAACCCGGACGCCAAGCGGCUGUACGACGACCUGCUGUCCAACUACAACCGCCUCAUCCGGCCCGUCAGCAACAACACGGACACGGUGCUCGUCAAGCUGGGCCUGCGCCUGUCGCAGCUCAUCGACCUGAAUCUGAAGGAUCAGAUCCUUACCACCAACGUCUGGUUGGAGCACGAAUGGCAGGACCACAAGUUCCGGUGGGAUCCGGCGGAGUACGGUGGCGUGACGGAACUGUACGUUCCAUCGGAGCACAUCUGGCUGCCCGACAUCGUCCUGUACAACAACGCUGACGGCGAGUACGUGGUCACGACCAUGACGAAGGCGGUGCUGCACCACACGGGCAAGGUCGUCUGGACGCCGCCCGCCAUCUUCAAGUCGUCCUGCGAGAUCGACGUCCGCUACUUCCCGUUCGACCAGCAGACGUGCUUCAUGAAGUUCGGCUCCUGGACCUACGACGGAGACCAGAUCGACCUGAAGCACAUAAACCAGAAGUACGACGACAACAAGGUGAAGGUGGGCAUCGACCUGCGCGAGUACUACCCCAGCGUCGAAUGGGACAUCCUGGGCGUGCCCGCAGAGCGACACGAGAAGUACUACCCCUGCUGCGCCGAACCCUACCCAGACAUCUUCUUCAACAUCACGCUGCGGCGCAAGACGCUGUUCUACACGGUCAACCUGAUCGUGCCGUGCGUCGGCAUCUCGUACCUCUCGGUGCUGGUCUUCUACCUGCCGGCCGACUCGGGCGAGAAGAUCGCGCUGUGCAUCUCGAUCCUGCUGUCGCAGACCAUGUUCUUCCUGCUCAUCUCCGAGAUCAUCCCGUCCACGUCGCUGGCGCUGCCGCUGCUCGGCAAGUACCUGCUCUUCACCAUGGUGCUCGUCGGGCUGUCCGUCGUCAUCACCAUCAUGGUGCUCAACGUGCACUACCGCAAGCCCAGCACGCACAAGAUGGCGCCCUGGGUCAGAAAGGUGUUCAUCCGGCGGCUGCCGAAGCUGCUGCUGAUGCGCGUGCCCGAGCAGCUGCUGGCCGACCUGGCGAGCAAGCGUCUGCUGCGGCACGCGCACAACUCCAAGCUGAGCGCGGCGGCGGCGGCGGCGGUGGCGGCGGCGGCCGCCUCCUCCUCGGCCGCCUCGUCGCCCGACUCGCUGCGCCACCACCACCUGCACCAGCACCAGCACCACCUGCAGCUGCACCACCUGCAGCGGCCCGGCGGCUGCAACGGCCUGCACAGCGCCACCAACCGCUUCGGCGGCAGCGCCGGCGCCUUCGGCGGCCUGCCUUCCGUCGUCGGGCUCGACGGCUCGCUCAGCGACGUCGCCACGCGCAAGAAGUACCCCUUCGAGCUCGAGAAGGCCAUCCACAACGUGCUCUUCAUCCAGAACCACAUGCAGCGCCAGGACGAGUUCGACGCGGAGGACCAGGACUGGGGCUUCGUGGCGAUGGUGCUGGACCGGCUGUUCCUGUGGAUCUUCACCAUCGCCUCCAUCGUGGGCACCUUCGCUAUCCUGUGUGAGGCUCCAGCUCUCUACGACGACACGAAGCCCAUCGACAUGGAGCUCUCGUCGGUGGCCCAGCAGCAGUUCCUGCCGGACAUCGACUUCUAGUGGACGACCGGCGACCCCCGACCGUCUUAAGGUGCCGGCUCCACGAAACGGGUGUCUGCGACGAGCUGAUACCGCCGAGAUUUGGGAACCUAGAUCGAAUAAUAAAAGCCGUCUGCUUUUGUGCUGCAUCUAUCUACAUCAGCGAAUCGUAGUAAUGUUAGUGGACUCCGCUGCCAGUUUACGCUGUCGUGUUUACCAGUAUUUCAGUGAGCGAAGCGUCGAGCUGACUGAUAGUCUGGAGCUUAAUCCAGUUACCUCCACCGGAAACCAAAGAUAUUUCAUUAAUGCGAGAUGCUGUGUCCCAAGCCAUUCCGUAAUUCACAAUAUACGGAGAAUCACACCACUGCGGUGGCGCAAGAUAGAACAGUAACUUCAAAAAUUGUUUACUGGUUGAAUGUGAAAACCAUGCGGGUAAAAGGUCCUUAGACUUUCGACAUCAGUGAAGUUUCCUUCCACUGGGAGUAUGUUAGAUCUCUGCUGUAUCUUAUAACAGCUCAAAAGAAUAUUUUACAAUAGCUACAGUUAUGGACGUCGUAAAUAGGUACCAGUUUUCAAACUGUAACCUCGCGCUAGACAUACCCCUAUUCAGAUCUUGCUACUGAAUUUUCAUAUCAGAAUUACAUUGAGAUAUGCGUUUUUUAUUGCAAGUAUGGAGUGAAUGAGCUUUAUACCUGGGCUUCUGAAUUAAUGGACCCGUAUGUGACACAGGAUUGCUUAAAAGGUAUUCGAAUGGUACAUAAAUAAUUUAAUACUUUCCCAUACAUCAUCGUCAUCGCCCAUGAAACAGCUGUUUAUGGACUGAGACGGAUAAAAGGUAUUAUGCACAUUCAAAUCUUGCCUACGCGGAUAUCUGCACGAAAAUCCAGUGCGAUCUUACGCACUGAUCAGGAGGAAAUAUUCUAAAAAAAACUGUAUUUUACAUUUAUGAACAACAAGUACUUCAAUUUUUUAAAAGUAGUUAGUAAUCUUGACGUUAAGAGUGUAUUCUUCAAAUAUUCGCAGAUAUGAAGUAUAAACGCACACACGAAUACGCCACAAAACAUCGAAAGAUUCGGAAGCAGCUGCAGGAGGAUAACUGUAACACAUUGCGAUAAUGUUAGUGUUCGUUAAUGGAUCUACAUACACAGAGGCUGCGCUGUAACUAAUGCACUUAUUGAUGGUAUUAAAAAGAGAUAUGUAUUGAUACUGAAGGCAUGUCGACUGCAGUAUUUAUCAUUCGUCCAAAUUUCGCAAAGCUGAUGCCUUACUUGGCAAAUGCAAUGUGAGAUGAGCACGUAAGUUACUGAAUGAAUCUAAUCACAACAUUCCGCUAUAGAUCUACAUUUUUCCCUUGUAAGGGCAGCUCAUCGCACACUUCCUGCCAAAACCACCGCAAAAAUGCCUGAAAGCAGUGCAACAUAAAAUUUUAGUCAAGUAUAAAACGUAUAUCAUGCGGCUCUUUUGUUUUUCGAUUGAAACGGGUUUUCUUUUAUUUGCAUUUAACUUGCAACUGAGGAAAGCCUCAUUCUCUUUCUUCACACUUUUCCGCGAAUAACAGAACUGAAACUUGUAAUAGAUACAAAGUUCGUCACUGAAAUAUGACGUAUUGGUACUACCGAACCGCACGUGUUACAGGAUAUAACAUUAGGUUCGUAAAUGUGGCCCACGAAUCACGAGGUAUUGAAUCAUAAUUCCAAAGUAUUUAAUCAUGUUUAAUAUUUGUCAAAAAUUAUGGACAAUUCACGUGGUAGAAAAUAAAAUCAGGAGUGUUGAAGAUAAUAGCUCAGUUAAACAAUUUCACUAAACUAAGUAACUAAAGUUUGUAAAAAAAAAACAUUGUCCGGCGGGGUCAUUAGAUAAACUGACAUUUUAAAAUUCUUAUGCCGUUCUAUU
This is a messenger RNA of Schistocerca piceifrons (Central American locust), 3559 nucleotides long. RefSeq names its product acetylcholine receptor subunit alpha-L1 (gene nAChRalpha2). NCBI's taxonomy places the organism in Eukaryota, Metazoa, Arthropoda, Insecta, Orthoptera, Acrididae. The record is from RefSeq and is a predicted model, not a curated record. Bases 23 to 1687 code for a protein of 554 amino acids. The transcript has 8 exons. Gene Ontology annotation, molecular function: acetylcholine-gated monoatomic cation-selective channel activity; transmembrane signaling receptor activity. Gene Ontology annotation, biological process: regulation of membrane potential; monoatomic ion transmembrane transport; nervous system process. Gene Ontology annotation, cellular component: synapse; neuron projection; postsynaptic membrane.